Molecule: messenger RNA, 4993 nt
Organism: Cherax quadricarinatus
Lineage: Eukaryota; Metazoa; Arthropoda; Malacostraca; Decapoda; Parastacidae
Product: tyrosine-protein phosphatase non-receptor type 11
Biological process (GO): positive regulation of ERK1 and ERK2 cascade; protein dephosphorylation
Cellular component (GO): cytoplasm
Molecular function (GO): cell adhesion molecule binding; non-membrane spanning protein tyrosine phosphatase activity; receptor tyrosine kinase binding
Source: RefSeq, a predicted model, not a curated record
CUACUCUUAUGUAAGAGUGCUGAAAGAACAUGUUUUGUGUAGUUAUGCGGAAGUUUUGUCUUGCUAGGAUAGGAUAAAAUUAUUAAGCAUCAAAUUGUUGAAAUUUGAAGCAAUUAUUGCUGCUGGAUGAUGGAAAUCAUUUUAAGAACUGUAAUUUGGAACAAAUCAACAGAGUGCACACAUUGCAGUAAAAGACCACUAUUACAGAAUAAAAUUAAAAUCACGAGGUCAAUAAGACUGUGGACCUUAAGAAAAAAAAUAUUUUGUAAUGUAAAAAAAAAAACUUGUAUACCUACUUUGUAAUCCUGCUAAUGUGUGUAUAUAUUUUAUGUGUAGCUAGAAAUUACAUUUAAUACGAGAACUUUCUAUGAACUCAAAUAUUCUGUGGAUUAAAAUUGUAGCCAUGAGCCCAUGUCCCACAAUAGGACUUGGUUGCCUGUGAUUAAUGGAUGUGAAAGUCUUGAGACAUUACAUUAACUUAGAGACUGUAAGGAAUGAGCAGCCCAGCAUUAAAGUAGCAGGAUUAUUGGUGUGUGAGUGUUGGGCUCAUCAUCAUGAUGACCCACAAGAUGUGGAACCGCCUGCACACAUUGUACCACAAGGUGGUUAGUGGUGUGGCCAGCAGCUCUGACCACCACCACCACCACCACCAUCAGCCUCAGGGCGCCACCAAACGAUCAACUGAAGCGAUUGCCAUCAAGUUGAAAGGCAGAUGGUUCCACCCGAAUGUGUCGGGGCUGGAGGCGGAGGUGCUCCUGAAGGAGCGGGGUAUCGAAGGCUCCUUCCUGGCUCGACCUUCCAAAUCCAACCCUGGCGACUUCACACUCUCAGUACGCCGAAAUGGUGAAGUAACUCAUAUAAAAAUCCAAAAUAUGGGUGACUUUUAUGACUUAUAUGGAGGAGAAAAGUUUGCAACUUUGGCUGAGCUGGUGCAGUUUUAUAUGGAAAACCAGGGUCAACUGCGAGAAAAAAAUGGAGAAGUUAUUGAGCUCAAGUUUCCUCUAAACUGUGCGGACCCCACAACCGAAAGGUGGUUCCAUGGUCAUCUUUCUGGCCGUGAAGCAGAAAAACUUAUUCUUGAGAAGGGCAAGAAUGGUAGUUUUUUAGUGCGAGAAUCGCAGAGUAAGCCUGGAGACUAUGUUUUGUCUGUGCGCACUGAUGAUAAAGUUACUCAUGUUAUGAUCAGAUGUGUGGAUAAUAAAUACGACGUGGGUGGUGGAAGAAAGUUUGACACACUCAGUGAGUUGGUUGAACAUUAUAGGCGGAACCCAAUGGUUGAACAGUCUGGCACAGUUGUGCCUUUAAAAAUGCCUUUUAAUGCUACUAGAAUCAAUGCACGAGGUAUUGAUAGCAGAGUGCGAGAGUUGUCGCGUCGACGCCAAACAAGUUUUGACCCGUCAUUACAGAAGGAGCAUCAGGGGCCCACAAUGGGAAAGGCUGGAUUUUGGGAGGAAUUUGAAUCCCUGCAGCAGCAAGAAUGCAAGCAGUUAUACUCUCGUAAGGAAGGACAGAAACCAGAAAAUCGCAAUAAGAAUCGUUACAAGAAUAUUUUGCCAUUUGAUCAUACACGAGUCAUACUCAGAGAUACAGAUCCAGGCAUACCAGGGUCUGAUUAUAUCAACGCUAAUCUCAUCUCAAGUGAAGAGGAUGUUGGUAUAGAGGCCAAGACCUAUAUAGCAACUCAAGGGUGCUUACCUUCCACAUCUGCAGACUUUUGGUGGAUGGUAUGGCAGGAGAACACAAGAGUAAUUGUCAUGACGACUAAAGAGGUGGAACGAGGGAAGAAUAAAUGUGGUCGUUAUUGGCCUGAAGAAGGCUCUUGUAAGGAAUAUGGACGUAUCACAGUUCGCAACAUUUUGGAGAGCUCCAAUAAUGACUACAUACUACGUGAAUUCCUCCUUUCUGUCAAAGAUGAUCUGCCUGAAAGAAAAAUUUUCCAUUAUCAUUUCACUGCUUGGCCUGAUCAUGGUGUUCCGUCCGAUCCUGGCUGUGUAUUGAAUUUCCUGCAUGAUGUUAACAAGAGACAAGAAGACAUACCAUCAGCAGGGCCUGUGGUUGUCCAUUGCUCAGCUGGUAUUGGACGCACAGGAACCUUCAUUGUUAUUGAUAUGAUUCUUGAUCAGAUCAAAAGACAAGGUCUUGAUUGUGAAAUUGACAUACAGCGUACAAUCCAAAUGGUUCGAUCACAGCGUUCUGGAAUGGUACAGACAGAGGCACAAUAUAAAUUUGUUUACCUGGCCGUCCAGCACCAUAUAGAGACUGUGCAACAACGUAUCUCUGCAGAGCAGAAGAGCUUGCAAUUGGGUCGAGAGUACACUAAUAUAAAGUAUAGUAGCGAGGCUGCAGGGGGUAUAGAAAUGGGGAAAUCUCUCUCACGCUCAACAAUUUCACUUCCUACUACACCAUCAACGACUCCACGUGAUCCUAAGCGGCCCAUGUCAACUGCAACCCUACCUAAAACACAGUCUGAAAAUCAUCUCCCAAGCUCAAGAUUUUCGGUGUUUGACUGUAACAAAAAUUGGCAGUUUCCUGGAAUUCACAAGGUGAUCAUUUCUUAAUUUCAUUUGUUGUAGUAAGAAAUAAAAAUUUUUAGUGACAACAGCAAAGUAGGGUCAAUUGCUAAAACAAAAAUCAGUCACCUCCUAAAUCUACAAACCCUUCACUUCAAUAUUCACACUUUUGUUAGCUCUCCCAUAUGAUUUUGGCCACAACAGUAUGAAUCAAGUGUUGUAAUUUUAAGUAAAUAUGCACUUGAAUAUACAGUAAUUAGACUGAUUUCAUGUUUCAUUGCAUUUUCUAAAUACAAGUAUCUUUUAGUGAUUUCAGCAUACUGUAUUUUCUGAUGACUAGCUUCAAGAGUACACCUGUGCACCCAAAGUCUACUGGUUGUUAUGUGUGUGCCAAAUAUUGCAUCUUCUGUACUAUUGUGCUACUGUGCUUUCAUGUGUCGUGCUCUCUGAUGACAGCAAGUCUACACAUUAGAGGAAUUUGAACUUUGGUGUUUAUCUUCAGUGUUCAAAGACGUCAUUCAUAUGAAUGAAAACCUAGACUUUCUUAUUUAUUGAUUACAAUUUUACAUUCUUCUUGGUAUGCCUACAAGUAGGCUGUUCCUGGGCUUCUUACCUUACCAUGUUGCUCAUCACAUCGUUUGGUUGAAUGUUUUGCUGGGGAAAAAAUAAUUGAAACUUAUAUAUUAGAUUUUAACACAUUAUGUAAGGGGAGGUGGGAAUCAAACUGAUGGCUGCUUCAAUUCCCAAUACACCUUACAUAAUUUGUUAUUUUCAUAUGGCAACAUUCUCAUUUCAUUUCUUGUACAUGAGAUUUCAUACAUGGACAGUUAAUCAUAUUUGAUCUCCAGUUGUGAACAACUGGACUAGUUGUACUUUGAUGUAUGGCAGUAGCUGUAUGCUAUAUCUGAUUUCAGAGAAAAUACAAAUUAAUAAUAUAAGUUUAUAGUCAAGGUGAUGUAGUGUUAUGAGUGUUGUGUGGAGUAAUAAACAUGUUUUCCAGUAAAUGAACAGUGACAAGCCAGCAGUUAUAUGAUGGCGAGUUGUGUCAUCUUUAUAGUCACAAAUAAUGCUGCUACACAUACUUGAUUCUUUCUUAAAUUAUACCGAAAAUUACUGUUUUCUGAAAUAUAUUUUGAAUCCCAGUGUGCUAUCAACUUUAUAUAUUUACAGGGAUUUCUAUGUCAAUUUGAAAUACUAUAUAUCCUGUUUCAAGAAUUCAUGCCUAAUCGUCUUUUUUCAUGUGUAAUACAUUCGAAGGUGUUACAGAGCUCAAAAUAGUGUAAACAAGUUGUUAAGGUUAUAAAUAUCAGGCAAUGCUUAAAUGUUUUGAUAUGGCAAAAUAGAUAUGAAUUUUGAUUGCUUUUUGGAUACCAUAAUUUUGAAGUUGCAAGUAUCAGUAAUUCAUUUGUGACCUUUUUUUUUUAUCAUGCUGUAUUUAUAUAUUUAUUAUUAUUUAUUUUAAUGACUUUAUAAUUAGUGACAGGAGAACAUUGAAUGUCUUUCACAAAUAAGACUGUGUGGGCCAUUGCAAGUUAGUUAACUUCCUAACAGUAAGUAACAAAUGUACAAAGCAACAUCAUCCUCUCACUCCUAGUCAUCAAGACAUUUGUUAUAGAUUUGACAGUUUGUCAAAUUAUAGGAAGUUUUCAAAUAAAUAUAGAAGAUAAUUCAAUUUUAACUAUUUACAUAUGGGUACAAUCUCAUUUGUGAUUUUUACCUGCUCUUAAAUUAAACAUACAUGAAUGGAUUAUGUUCAGUAGACUGUUCAGUAAAGUUGGUUUCAUCCUUAACAAAACAAAUUUUUGACAAAAGUAGAAACACUAAAAUAAAUAUAUUACUGCUAGGCAAAUACCACAAUAACUUAGAGCUUACCUCAGUUCAUUGAUUCCUUAUUUUUCUUGUUAGUACCACUUGCUUAGGGAUCGGUUAACUGUUUUUUAGAUACAGUUGAUCUGUUUAUAAUAGCACACAUAGUCAGUGAUAUACUGUGCAUUUAUUUAAACAGUUAUUGAUGUUCACUGUACAGCACAGUAUUUGAAAUAUCAGGAAAUUUGUUCUAAAAAAAUUUAAUAUUCAUAACUAGACUCUAGGAUUUUGAGAAUCACUUAAGAAUUAAAGAGCAAAUAAAAACAUUUUUUACUGCUGUAGACAUAGAUGACAGAAAGAUAAAACUUAACUUUCAUCUUACAACUUGCUGAACAUGGGUAUCUGAUGAUGUGUGGGUGACCAAGUAAUUGGCCCCAAUUUAUGCAAAGAUCACAGAGAGGUAAUAUUAGUGAUAGUGGAAGACAUGUAAGCAAUGGCAACCAUAUCUGUUUAGUUUUGUUUUGUCAGGCCCUCCUAUGUUACAUAUUUGUUUAUAUUUCAUUGUAGCAGUAUCCCUUGACAUGCAACAUCAGUAUGUUGUGUGGGUAUUAUAGCUUCCUGCUCUAUACAAAUUCCCUGUUGACUGUUCUGAAAUAUACAAAUUUUAUUGUAAAUUA